Molecule: messenger RNA, 1860 nt
Organism: Pogonomyrmex barbatus (red harvester ant)
Lineage: Eukaryota; Metazoa; Arthropoda; Insecta; Hymenoptera; Formicidae
Gene: Eyg
Product: eyegone
Biological process (GO): anatomical structure development; regulation of transcription by RNA polymerase II
Molecular function (GO): DNA-binding transcription factor activity, RNA polymerase II-specific; RNA polymerase II cis-regulatory region sequence-specific DNA binding
Source: RefSeq, a predicted model, not a curated record
GUGAUGAUGAUCGGUGGCGGCGUCGCGACCCCUCCUGGUACUGCCAAGUCGGCGGCUGCGAUCGACAGCGAAAUGGUGCAGGUCGACGGCAUUGGCAGUGGUAGUGUCAGUGGCAGUGCUAGUGGUAGUGGUAGCCCUGCAACGGGCGCGACCACCACGCGCCUCACAAACAAUAGCAAUACCGGUAGCAACAACAACAACAACAACAACAAUAACAAUAACAAUAACGGGGAGAUUGGCAACAAUAAUGACGGGCACGGAGUCGCGAAUUGCACCGGCACGACCGCCUCGAGCGCGAGCGACAAGUUCUGCUGUCAGGACGAGGACGUUCCCGCCAGUACCGGCGUCGCCCGACCUUGGGAACCACCCUCGCCGACCUUCUCCCAGACGAGAUCGCACCUGCUGCAGGUACAUCCGCCGCACCAUCACCAGCAGCAUCCCACGGCGCAUCAUCACCAGCAGAUGAACGUACCGGCCUCCCUGAUCGAUGGUGUGAAUUUGCAAAAUUGCACGGCCGGUCCGUUUGCCAGCGGCAAUAACGGCAGCGCAUCGCGGCAACGUCUAAUCGAAUUGUCACAUGGAUUAGGAGCACUCAGGCAUUACAACGAUCUGGCCAAUCACGUGUUAUCGUUAAACCAGCAGGGCGCAGUCGUUACGAAACUUUUAGGUACGUUGCGCCCGCCGGGCCUGAUCGGUGGCAGUAAGCCGAAAGUAGCGACACCGGCUGUCGUCGCUAAGAUCGAGCAAUAUAAAAGGGAGAACCCGACGAUCUUCGCCUGGGAAAUUCGGGAGAGGCUGAUCUCCGAAGGAGUCUGCAGUAACGCGACAGCGCCGUCGGUCAGCAGCAUCAAUCGGAUACUGCGGAACCGCGCUGCGGAACGCGCGGCAGCGGAAGACGGCGAUGGGGACGACGGAAGUUUAGACGGUUCGGAGCAGCCUAAAUUCCGGCGUAAUCGCACGACCUUCAGUCCGGAGCAGCUCGAAGAGCUCGAAAAGGAAUUCGAGAGAUCGCAUUAUCCGUGUGUGUCCACGCGCGAGCGUCUCGCCUCGAAAACGUCGCUCUCGGAAGCCCGCGUUCAGGUUUGGUUUUCCAACAGACGGGCAAAGUGGCGUCGUCACCAGCGCAUGAACCUCUUAAAACGCUCGCCACCACCGCCUCCACCACCACCGCCGCAGCCGCAGCCGCCGCAGCAGCAACCGCACUCCGCUACGUCCGCUAUGGAAAUCAGCCAGCGUACGUCCAGCUGCUCCAUCGCCGGCAUGGGCGGCGAAAGUAGCGCGUUUCGCGCGGUCGUCGCUAAUUCCGCGGCCAGGGACGCCGGCCUCGACAGAGCCGAGAGGCUCGACAGGCACGAGUCGGUGCCGAAGCAACCGGAGAGGAAACCCAGCGCCUUCCGGAUGAUCAGCCAGCUGGUGGGUGACGACUCGUCCGAACUCUCGAGACCGACCAGUCCGGUGUACGAGCAGCGGCAGGGGUCCGGUUUAGGAGCGCGUCCGGGAUCAGCGCACAGGAUACGCUACGAUCAGAACGAGGACGAGGACGAGGAAAUUGACGUUCAAGACUCCGACCAGGACGCACCGUCGUCGCCACCGGUCGCUUGGAGAGAUCAUUGGACUGACCAACAACCGUUGGAAUUGACAAAACACGAUCGUUGAAUGAGACGUGAUAUCUCCAGUUUGAUUUCGAUCGAUCGCAGUCGUUGAGUCAUGGAGUGGCGUUCUCGAGAAAUCGAGCUACCUGUCCGAGCGGCCGCAGGUUACGGUUAUUUAUUGAAAAAUGGUUGGCUAGGCAAAUGGCGCGGAUCGGUAACUACCGAGUGUUCCAAGUGCAGCGUCGCAUCGGUUCUUUUAUUUUUUUUU